AUGGAGAAUGCUUACACAAAGACGCCCGCUGAGGCGUUGAGGCACUUUCAAGUCGACGAGCACAAGGGUCUUAGCGCACAGCAGGUCCAGAGCUCAAGGGAGAAGCACGGCAAGAAUGCGUUGCCAGAAGACCCCCCGACGCCCAUUUGGGAGCUCAUCCUCGAGCAGUUCAAGGACCAGUUGGUCAUCAUCUUAUUAGGUUCUGCAGCUGUAUCCUUCAUACUUGCCCUUUUCGAGGAAGAGGAAGGAUGGACUGCCUUUGUAGAUCCCGCGGUUAUCCUCACCAUUCUCAUCCUCAACGCCGUUGUCGGAGUUUCGCAAGAAACCAGCGCCGAAAAAGCCAUUGCUGCCCUUCAGGAAUACUCUGCCAAUGAGGCCAAGGUUGUACGCGACGGACACAUUGCACGCAUCAAGGCCGAUGAGCUGGUUCCUGGAGAUAUUGUUUCGGUCACUAUUGGCGACAGGAUUCCCGCUGAUUGCAGGAUCCUUUCUAUCCAAAGCAACAGCUUCAAUGUCGACCAGUCCAUUCUGACGGGAGAGAGCGAAAGUGUGUCAAAGGAUACCAGGGUUGUCAAGGACGAGAAUGCUGUCAAGCAGGAUCAGGUCAAUAUGCUUUUCUCGGGUACAACGGUCGUUACAGGACAUGCAACCGCACUUGUCGUCUUGACUGGCAGCAACACGGCUAUUGGAGAUAUCCACGAGAGCAUUACGUCCCAGAUCUCGCAGCCUACCCCGCUCAAGGAGAAGCUUAACGACUUUGGCGACCAACUUGCAAAGGUUAUUACGGGAAUUUGCAUUCUGGUCUGGGUCAUCAACAUUGGCAACUUCAACGACCCGUCUCACGGAAGUUUUGCCAAGGGUGCCAUCUACUACCUCAAGAUUGCCGUUUCUCUUGGUGUUGCUGCUAUCCCUGAAGGUCUUGCCGUCGUUAUCACAACAUGUCUGGCUCUUGGAACACGCAAAAUGGCUGCUAGGAACGCUGUUGUGCGAAGCUUGCCUUCCGUCGAAACCCUCGGAAGCUGCAGUGUCAUUUGCUCCGACAAGACCGGUACUCUUACUACAAACCAGAUGAGUGUCAGCAAAAUGGUCUUCAUUAACGACUCUGGUAACGGACUUGAGGAGUUUGACGUUGAAGGUACUAGCUUUGCGCCCGAGGGUCAAAUCUCGCUCAACGGCAAGCCCAUUGACAACCUCGCUGCCAAGUUCGACACUGUACGCCAAAUUUGCGAGGUCAGUGCGCUUUGCAACGAAGCUGCUCUCGCCUAUGACUCCAAGAACGGUACAUACAACCUAGUUGGUGAGCCUACUGAGGGUGCGCUCCGUGUCCUUGCUGAAAAGGUUGGUACACCCGACGCUGCCCACAACGCGACCCGCGCCAGCACUUCACCUGAAGACCGUCUCGACUUUGCUACCAAGCACUACGAAAGCCAAUACACUCGCCUGGCCACAUAUGAAUUCUCCCGCGAUCGUAAGAGCAUGUCUGUCCUGGUCAAGAAAGGUGAUGCGCAAAGGCUUCUCGUCAAGGGUGCUCCGGAAUCUAUUCUCGACCGCUGCACAAGUGUUGUUGUUGGCAAGGACGGCAACAAGGCCCCUCUGAGCAGUCAGCUGGCCGGCCUUAUCACCAAGGAAAUUGUCGAAUAUGGUAACCGCGGUCUUCGUGUCAUUGCUGUGGCCUCGGUUGAUGACAUUGCCUCCCACCCCCUCGUUUCAAAGGCCAAGACUACCAAGGAGUACAGCCAGCUUGAACAGAACAUGACUCUGAUCGGUCUUUGCGCCAUGUUGGACCCUCCUCGCCCUGAAGUCCGUGCCUCGAUCGCAAAGUGCCGUUCUGCCGGAAUCCGUGUUGUGGUCAUUACUGGAGACAACCAGAACACUGCCGAGGCCAUCUGUCGUGAUAUUGGUGUUUUUGGACCUAACGAGGAUCUUACUGGCAAGUCGUUUACCGGUCGUCAAUUCGACGAUCUCUCUGAAUCUGAGAAGAUGGAGGCCGCCAAGAACGCCAGUCUCUUCUCCCGCACCGAGCCUACACACAAGUCCAAACUCGUCGAUCUCCUCCAACAGGCUGGUGAAGUCGUCGCCAUGACUGGUGACGGUGUCAACGACGCUCCUGCUCUCAAGAAGGCUGAUAUCGGUGUCGCCAUGGGCUCUGGAACCGACGUUGCCAAGCUUGCCGCCGACAUGGUUCUCGUAGACGACAACUUUGCUACCAUUGAAGGUGCUGUUGAGGAAGGACGCUCCAUCUACAACAACACCCAACAGUUUAUCCGCUACCUCAUCUCCUCCAACAUUGGCGAAGUCGUCUCAAUUUUCCUCACUGCCGCUAUGGGCAUGCCCGAAGCUCUGAUCCCCGUCCAACUCCUCUGGGUCAACCUUGUCACCGACGGUCUUCCCGCCACUGCCUUGUCCUUCAACCCUGCCGACCACGACAUCAUGAAGCGCCAACCCCGCAAGCGUGACGAACCGCUUAUCAGCGGCUGGCUCUUCUUCCGCUACAUGGUCAUCGGAACCUACGUCGGUGCCGCCACCGUCGCCGGCUACGCCUGGUGGUUCAUGUUCAACAGCGAGGGUCCCCAAAUCUCGUUCUACCACCUCCGCCACUUCCACCGCUGCUCUGCUCAAUUCCCUGAAAUUGGCUGCGAAAUGUUUAGCAACUCGUCUGCCCAGGCUGCCUCCACUGUCAGCCUGAGCAUCCUCGUCGUCAUUGAGAUGCUGAACGCUAUGAACGCACUGAGUAGCUCAGAGAGUCUGCUCACGCUACCACUGUGGAAGAAUAUGAUUCUCGUCUAUGCCAUUUGCCUGUCCAUGGCUCUGCACUUUGCACUGCUUUAUCUUCCCUUCUUGCAAGGCCUCUUCAACGUUGUCCCGCUUAAUGGUAAUGAGUGGAAGGCCGUCAUGGCGAUUAGUGCGCCUAUCAUAUUAAUCGACGAGGUUCUCAAGUUCUUGGAACGCAGCUUCUUUAUCCAGAAGGGUAACGAGAAGCUGUAUCCUGUUGAGCAGAAUGGAAGGCCAAAGAAGGAGUAG
Bipolaris oryzae ATCC 44560 is the source of this 3021-nucleotide messenger RNA. RefSeq lists its product as uncharacterized. Gene Ontology annotation, biological process: calcium ion transmembrane transport; intracellular calcium ion homeostasis. The transcript is spliced from 4 exons. NCBI's taxonomy places the organism in Eukaryota, Fungi, Ascomycota, Dothideomycetes, Pleosporales, Pleosporaceae. The record is from RefSeq and is a predicted model, not a curated record. Bases 1 to 3021 code for a protein of 1006 amino acids. Gene Ontology annotation, cellular component: membrane. Gene Ontology annotation, molecular function: ATP hydrolysis activity; ATP binding; P-type calcium transporter activity.